Mesorhabditis belari is the source of this 1347-nucleotide messenger RNA. NCBI's taxonomy places the organism in Eukaryota, Metazoa, Nematoda, Chromadorea, Rhabditida, Rhabditidae. The record is from the annotation of a GenBank genome assembly.
AUGCAAAUUUUCUUUUUCCAGGUGAGGGAGGUGGUUGUUUCGGCCGCCACGCUACUCUACCCGCCUCUAACUCGGGUCACUGAGUCGAUGCACAGCUUGGGCACCAUCGGUCUCAGAACGGAUCAACCAGGCACCUCGCAUAGCUCUCCUGAAGUCGAAAUCGUUGACUCGGGCUCGUUUCAAUUGGCUGAUUGGAAGGGAGUUCGUGUUUGUGCGAGAAUGCCCGAUCGAUCGUUUUAUCCAGGAAUUUUGAGUGCAGUGAUCAACGCGAGACAUGUUCUUAUUCAGUUGGAAGACGGUCGUGAAGUUUCCUUUGAAGAUGUGCUGUCGGAAAACGACGGAGCGGUUAUUGCUGAUCACGCGCCAUCACAUCAACAGCUUGUCUCCCAAACGGUGGUCUGUGUCCGGCUAUCAGUGGAGGAUCGAAACUGGCGGCCGGCUGAACUCCUACAAACUACAAAGAGGCCCUACGCUUACAAAGUUCGAACAGCUGAAGGAGUGACAUCUUGGCUUCCGAGAGCUCACAUUCGAAUUUUGAGAGCACCUUGGCAUGAGGAGUUGCACGCAGAGCCGAGAACAGAACAACCACUGCUUAGCCCCAAAAUCCCAUCCACAACCUCAACCCAAUCAGCCACUCCGUCUUUCCCGAUUGCCACGGAUAAUCUGGCGAUUCUGAACGCGAUUCGCCUUCAACACAUGCUGAGCAUGCAGGGCGUGAUUCAUAGCAUCAACUCCGAGCCAGGCUCGGUAAGCAAAAAGCCGAUGCUUGACGGUGACGAGAACGAUAAGGAGAUGAUUACGGUGCAUGACUCUCACCCGGGUCCAUCAAAUCCCCUCCCUCAACCAGCUCCACUCCAAGGAGUGACCGUGUCCGAGAAUUUCCCCCGUCUUCCCCUUUCCCUCCAUCCACCAACAUCCGUUUCGGCUCGUUUCGGUCCACAGGGAGAUUCAUCCGAUGAUCUCGAUGGUCCAAGUGCUUUCACAGCGACUGGAAUAAAUCAGCGCUAUAAAAAAGGCGAGAUCGUGACGACUCCGGGCGGGAUCCGGAAGAAAUUCAACGGUAAACAAUGGCGUCGACUUUGUAGCAAAGAAGGAUGUAAUAAGGAAUCCCAGCGUCGUGGCUACUGCUCCCGUCAUCUCUCGCUCAAGAGUAAACCCGGUGGUGUUGUCGGUGGAUUGGGUGGCCCCUCUCUGCCCCCAGGUCCUCCAUUGGGUGUGCAGGCCGGUCUUGUCGGUCUUUCUUCUCCUCUUCUCUCAUCUUCUUCUGUCAGCUCUGGUGGUCCACCCGUUACGACCCCAAGCGGCCUCCAACAUUUACUGCAAUACGCGCUGAAGACUCUCGCCUCU